Molecule: messenger RNA, 4462 nt
Organism: Seriola dumerili (greater amberjack)
Lineage: Eukaryota; Metazoa; Chordata; Actinopteri; Carangiformes; Carangidae
Gene: kif1ca
Product: kinesin family member 1C
Exons: 30
Coding region: 557-4402 (1281 amino acids)
Biological process (GO): microtubule-based movement
Molecular function (GO): ATP binding; microtubule binding; microtubule motor activity
Source: RefSeq, a predicted model, not a curated record
CAGGCCACCGGCCAGCCUCUCUGCCUCUCUCUCUCCCCCCUCUCUCUUCUCUUUCCUUUUCCUCCAUUUUUUUCCGUUAAAAACUUUCCGUUCACACCCGGUUCACCGAUAAACUUUUCCCUCCGGAACCGAAGCGGCCCCCGGGGCGGACAAGUAACCGGAUUACCGAGUUUCAGCGACUAGCUAGCGGCCGGACCUGCCGUGAUUCACCGCCCUGCCGGCCAGCAGCAGCGGGCCUCAACUUUCCUUCAUCUUGUUUCACUUUUUUGUUUUUUUACUCUUUCCGCCGCCGGUGAAACUUACCGGACGGUGACGUCAGCCCCGAAGGAAGUCAGCCGCCGUUACACCGGAGAAGACAACAUAAGCCCGGCCCAGGACCAGGACCGGGACCACGGCUGUUCUCCCGGCUGAACCUUCUACUUCCGUUAGUUGUUGUUUAUUGGUUGUUUUCUCCGGACCGGAGACAUGGGGACGGUGUGAACGGAUCAGCGCGUGGCUUCCACGAGACUUACGGUUUCCUCCGGUCCGGUAGAGGUGGGGUGGGCGGAGCUUAACGAUGGCAGGUGCGUCAGUGAAGGUGGCGGUGCGAGUCCGUCCGUUCAACUCCCGAGAGACGGGACGCAACGCCAAGUGUGUGAUCCAGAUGCAGGGGAACACCACCUGUAUCUCCAACCCCAAACAGCCCAAAGAUGGAGCUAAGAACUUCACCUUCGACUAUUCCUACUGGUCACACACAACGACUGACGACCCCAGCUUCGCGUCUCAGAGGCAGGUGUAUAAGGACAUCGGAGAGGAGAUGCUGCUGCACGCCUUUGAAGGAUACAAUGUGUGUAUUUUUGCGUACGGCCAGACCGGUGCCGGAAAGAGCUACACCAUGAUGGGCAAACAGGAACCUGGACAGGAGGGGAUCAUACCACAGCUGUGUGAGGACUUGUUUCAGAGAACGGGAGAAAACACAGAUCCUGACCUGACCUACUCCGUGGAGGUGUCCUACAUGGAGAUCUACUGCGAGCGGGUCCGGGAUCUGUUGAAUCCAAAGUCCCAGGGGACUCUGCGGGUUCGAGAGCAUCCCAUCCUGGGGCCGUACGUGGAGGACCUGUCCAAACUGGCUGUGACCGGAUUCACCGACAUCCGGGACCUGAUGGACGCCGGCAACAAAGCUCGGACGGUCGCGGCCACAAACAUGAACGAGACGUCGUCCAGGUCACACGCUGUCUUCACCAUCGUCUUCACCCAAAAACGACGAGACCAGAUGACCAGCCUGGACACUGAGAAGGUCAGUAAGAUCAGUCUGGUCGACCUGGCUGGAAGCGAGCGAGCUGACUCGUCGGGGGCAAAGGGCACCAGGCUCAAGGAAGGAGCAAACAUCAACAAAUCUCUGACCACGUUGGGAAAAGUGAUUUCAGCUCUGGCUGAAAUGCAGAGCAGUAAGAAGAGGAAAAGUGAUUUUAUUCCCUACAGAGACUCAGUCCUCACCUGGCUACUGAAGGAAAACCUGGGAGGAAACUCUCGGACGGCCAUGAUUGCUGCUCUAAGUCCUGCUGACAUCAACUAUGAAGAAACACUGAGCACUCUAAGGUAUGCUGACCGCGCCAAACAGAUUCGUUGUAACGCUGUGAUCAAUGAAGAUCCAAACGCCAAACUGAUCAGAGAGCUGAAGGCUGAAGUGGAACGAUUGAGAAACCUGCUGUUCUCUCAGGGUCUGCAGGAACUGCUGGAUAAUGCUGUCAACAACAACAACAAUGGCCCCGUUGGCAUCGCAGGUGUGGCCCCCUCCCCGCUGCAGCUGGCACUCAAUGCAGCCAAUGGACUCGCACCUAAGAAUGGCUCCGCCCCUCCAGCUGCAGGUGAGCCUGCGUCUGCAGGUGACGUCCCAGCUGACCCCGACCACCUGAUCGAGGAUGGAGAGGAAGGAGAGGAGGCGGUUGCCACGGAGCCCAUCAGUAAAGAGGAAGCAGCUGAGAGACUGCUGGAGACAGAGAAGAUCAUCGCUGAGCUUAACGAGACGUGGGAAGAGAAACUAAGAAAGACAGAAUCUAUUCGUCUGGAGAGAGAGGCCCUGCUGGCAGAAAUGGGCGUGUCCAUUAAAGAAGAUGGAGGAACGCUGGGCGUCUUCUCUCCUAAAGGAACACCUCACCUGGUCAACCUGAAUGAAGACCCUCUGAUGUCAGAGUGUCUCCUCUACUACAUCAAGGAAGGAUUCACCAGGGUUGGACAGCAGGACGUCGACAUUAAACUGUCUGGACACUUUAUAAAGGAGAUUCACUGCGUCUUUGUCAGUGAGACCAAUGACCAGGGAGAAGUGGUCGUCACUCUGGAGCCGUUGGUCGGAGCAGAGACGUACGUGAACGGGAAGCAGAUCACUGAUGCCGUCGUCCUCAAACAAGGUAACCGCAUCGUGAUGGGGAAGAACCACGUGUUUCGGUUCAACCACCCGGAGCAGGCGAGGCUGGAGAGGGAGCGCAGCGUCACGGCCGAUCAGCAGGCGGAGCCGGAGGACUGGAACUACGCUCAGAGGGAGCUGCUGGAGAAACAAGGCAUCGACAUCAAACUGGAGAUGGAGAAGAGACUGCAGGACAUGGAGACUCAGUACCGUAAAGAGAAGGAGGAGGCUGAUCUGCUGCUGGAGCAACACAGACUGUAUGCCGACAGUGACAGUGGCGACGACUCAGACAAACGCUCCUGUGAGGAGAGCUGGAGGCUGAUUUCCUCCCUGAGAGAGAAGCUACCUGCCAACAAGGUGCAGUCGAUAGUGAAGCGCUGUGGUCUGCCCAGCAGUGGGAAGAGGAGGGAGCCUCUCAGAGUCUAUCAGAUCCCUCAGAGGAGGAGGAUCAGCAAAGACCCCAAACGGGUCACCAUGGAAGACCUCCGCAUGCAGGCGGUGAAAGAGAUCUGCUACGAGGUGGCCCUGGGAGAUUUCCGUCACUCCCGUCAGGAGAUCGAGGCGCUGUCCAUCGUCAAGAUGAAGGAACUCUGCCGCAUGUACGCCAAGAAGGACGCCAACGAGAAGGAGAGCUGGAGGGCCGUGGCCCAGGACGUCUGUGACACCGUGGGAAUCGGAGAAGAGAGGAGCCCCCCCGCGGAGGAGGGAGUAGGAGGCGGAGGAGGAGGAGGAGGAGGAGGAGGAGGAGGAGGAGGAGAGACGGGGGAGGGAGGACAGAAAGGAAAAGUUUAUGACCUGAAGGCUCACAUCGAUAAACUGACAGACAUUUUGGAGGAAGUGAAGCUGCAGAACAACAUGAAGGACGAGGAGAUCAAAGCUCUGAGAGACAGAAUGAUCAAGAUGGAGAGCAUCAUACCUGUUCAGGACGACGACUUAAACGGCGAAGGAGACGGGUCUCCUCAGAGAGACGGGGGCAUGGGCUGCAGCGAUGGCGGGGGUGUCGGCCCCGACCUGCCAGAGGUCAGAGUUCAGCGACUGAUGGACGAGGACCCGGCGUUCAGGAGAGGACGCCUCCGCUGGCUGAAACAGGAACAGCAGCGAAUCCUGAACCUGCAGCAGCAGAACAUCACCAAGAAACUACGAGGACAGAACCAGAGCCCAGGUCUGAACACCCCCAUCGUCCCCAUCCACCUCCCGGGGACCGGCCGCUUCAUCCCUCCCCAGGAAUGCAAGCUCAAGUUCCCCUUUAAGAGUAACCCCGCCCAUCGGUUGUCAUGGGGACCAGCCAGCGCCGCUCUGCAGGCCCUGGGUUUUGGGGAGGGAGGAGAAGGGGGGGAGCAGAGGGAGGAGGGAGGAUCUGAGGGUAAAGGUUCUCCCUCACCUCCUCCUCCUCAGGGCCAGUCUCCUGCUCUCUUGCCCCUCCCCUUCCAAGUGCCGCCACCGCCUCGCAUGCGCACCCCCAGCCCUCACCGCGCUUGGCAACAACGUAACCAAGGCAACCAGGGUAACCAGGGCGGCUUCCAUUACCAUCACCAGGGCAACAACCAAAACCACCAGCGCCGCUACCGCCGCAACUCUCUGGACAGCUCCACCCAUGGCAACAUUAACUACGACAACAACCAGCAUCACAGCGGUGGCGGGGGCGGCGGUCACCAGGGGCGACCGAGACAGAGGAGGGGGGUGUCACCUGGGCCUGGGGGGGAGAGAGGAGGAGGGAGAGGAGGAGGAGGAGGAGGAGGAGGAGGAGGGAGAGACAGAGAUGGAGGCUUCCAUUAUAAUCAACGCCAGCACCAUCAGUACCACCAUCAUCCCUACUACAACCCCCACAAUGCACCAUUCCAGCCAGGACCUCACCCCAACUACCACAGCCUGCCACGCUCCGGGGCCCCGCCUCCUCCUGCUGACAUGCUGCUGGGGGCGGGGCCGCCUCCAGGGGGGUGGGGCUUCACCACCCCUCCCAGGAUGAGACGACAGUUCAGCGCACCGGACCUCAAAAACAACAAGGAGACCCCCAUCUGACCUCUGACCCCUGGAGGUCUCUGAUUGGCUGCAGGACACAGGGUGGUCCUGAUGCUGUAG